AUACAGUCAUUUCACCUAUUUCAUGCCAGACACUUUCCUCCUCUCUACAGGUCCACUCCGCCGCCGCCGGUUCACCCUUUCUUUCUCCCCAAUUAACACCAGCACCGCACAGCACCCAUAUACAUAUAAAGAAAAAGAAGACGCGAUAGAAUAGGUCACUCACUCAGUCUCCCCAAAGAAACUAAUUAAUAAUUGAAAUCCAUGAAUGCAUGGAAAAGCAUAGCCAAAGAAGCAUUCACCCAAACUUGUCUAGUCGCCAAGUUCCUUGGCUUCCUUCACCUCACCAACAACUACCUCAUCUCUCCCACUCUCGUUUACGGCCCUAGCAUGCUCCCAACGCUAAAUCUAACGGGCGACGUCUUAUUAGUGGAGCACGUGUCUCACCGCUUCCAAAAGGUGGGUCCAGGAGAUGUGGUACUGGUUCGGUCACCUUUAGAUCCUACAAAGAUGGUCACUAAACGCAUUGUUGGCAUGGAGGGUGAUCAAAUCAAUUUCUUGCCCGAUCCCUCCAUUACUGACAUCUGUCGCACCAUCAUGGUACCAAAGGGGCACAUUUGGAUUCAGGGCGAUAACAUGUAUGCUUCCUGUGAUUCACGGCAUUAUGGGCCUGUUCCAUAUGGUCUUGUUCAAGGCAAGCUCUUUUUCAGGGUAUGGCCACCUUCUAGCUUUGGAUCUUUCGGUCAGUGACCAAAAUGAAGAAUAUAAGUUGGAGCUGGUUCUGCACAACAAGGUCAUGCUCUGAAUUUCUAAAGGACAUCGAUCAUGACUAGUGAAGUAAUCAGCAUCUCUCUUUCUUUGCCAUGUCAUCUCAAAUUGGAGCAUUUUGUGCUCUUGUAACGAAGCAUUUAAAUAACAUAUGUCCUCUUGAGCUUCUUCAAUCAUGUCACCAAGUUUGUGAGAUGCUAAUUUACAUGUCACGAAUGGAAUGUGGACUACCUGGAAUAUAGAAGACUGGAAACCAUAGUUGCUGAUUAUGUCCAUGUGUGGCAGCAUUGCAGUGAGUAUUCAUUGCUAGCAACCCCACGAAUCAUGCAAUAUGUUGGAAUGCAUUUUCCUUGGCACACAUGGUUCUGAGGUUCAGGAGGGGUGUUGGUAGUGAUCCCAGAGUUUGUGCUAUUCUUUCAGAAAAAGAAUCUCAUGGUUGCAGGUUUAAAUGGCUUCAAUGCCAUUUUGUAAUCAAAACUACGAAUUCUUAAAG
Populus nigra (black poplar) is the source of this 1198-nucleotide messenger RNA. Its product is annotated as mitochondrial ATP-independent inner membrane protease subunit 1a. The record is from RefSeq and is a predicted model, not a curated record. Gene Ontology annotation, cellular component: mitochondrial inner membrane peptidase complex; membrane. Bases 202 to 687 code for a protein of 161 amino acids. The transcript has 5 exons. Gene Ontology annotation, molecular function: serine-type endopeptidase activity. NCBI's taxonomy places the organism in Eukaryota, Viridiplantae, Streptophyta, Magnoliopsida, Malpighiales, Salicaceae.